AUGCAUCUGCCUCUGCAACUGGGGCCCGCCCUGCACCCCACAGCCGCCAGCGUGCAUCGGCAUCGGAGCCAGGCCCCGGACCCCGCCGCCAGCGUGCAUCUGCAUCUGUGCCAGGCCAGGCACCCAGCCGCCGCCAGCGUGCAUCUGCGUCGGAGCCAGGCCCCGGACCCCGCCGCCAGCGUGCAUCUGCAUCUGUGCCAGGCCAGGCACCCAGCCGCCGCCAGCGUGUAUCUGCAUCGGAGCCAGGCCCUGCACCCCGCCGCCAGCGUGCAUCUGCAUCUGUGCCAGGCCAGGCACCCAGCGGCCGCCAGCGUGCAUCUGCAUCGGAGCCAGGCCCUGCAUCCCGCCUCCAGCGUGCAUCUCCAUCUGUGCCAGGCCAGGCACCCAGCCGCCGCCAGCAUGCAUCUGCAUCAGAGCCAGGCCCAUCACCCCGCCUCCAGCGUGCAUCUCCAUCUGUGCCAGGCCAGGCACCCAGCCGCCGCCAGCGUGCAUCUGCAUCAGAGCCAGCGUGCAUCUUCAUCUGUGCCAGGCCAGGCACCCAGCCGCCGCCAACGGGCAUCUGCAUCGGAGCCAGGCCCUGCACCCCGUCGUCACCAGCGUGCAUCUCCAUCUGCAUCUGUGCCAGGCCAAGCACCCAGUCGCCGCCAGCGUGCAUCUGCGUCUCUACCUGCACGUUCAUCUGUGCCAGGCCCAGCAUCCAGCCGCCCUGCAACCGCGCCGCCACCUUCUGCUGCCCCUAACCAGGCUGCUAGGCCGGGUAGAGCCCCUGGUAGCCGUAGAUCCGCAGCAGGUCCUCCUCGCAGCCGCCGCGCUUGGAGGCCAGGCUCUGCUUUCAGAUGCAGUGCUUGUGAGCCAGUCUCUUUUGCCCAGAGCCUUGCAUCAGGGCCAGGCCCUGCCCAUAGCACCCACACCAGGCGGCCAGGCCCUGCCCCCCAAACCCCCUCAUCCAGGCGGAGCCAAGCCCCCCAUGGCCAGGCCCGCCCAAGAAGCAGCAGCACUCCAGGUUUUGUCCCCAGGGGCCGCCCCACCCAGAGAAGAUCAACCCCUACCAGCGGCCUCUCGCUCCCUGGGCCUGCUGGGCAGAGGUCUCCUUCCCCAGGGCUUGCCUUCCAGAGCAGCUCAAGCUCUCGGGAUCCUGAGGCCCUGCGCAGUCCUUCAGAGCCACGUUGGCGGGCAAUGCGUAUGCGUGCCUCCUCACCCUCACCUACUCGUAGGCCCUUAACUUGCCAAUGGGUAUUUCCUGAGGAUCCCUCCUACUAUGCCUCCUCUGCCUCCUCAUCCUCCUCCUCCUCCCCCUCCUCUACCUCCUCCUCUGCCUGUGACCGCUCCUCUUCUUCCUCCUCUCUCUCCACCCCCUCCACCCCAGCCCAGGACCCCUACCCCGCCUCUCUUGGGUUUCCUGGCGAGGGCCCCUCCUCUUCCCCACCUGAUUUUUCUGGCCUCAGGUCCCCUCCAUCUGCCCAUAAUUUGCCUGGCCUGGGCCCCAUCUCCACUCCUAGCCCUGCUAGCCGGAGACGGGCCUUGCUGCUGGGGUUGGAUCCUGUGAGCCCCGCCUAUCCAGGAGAGCAGGCUGAAGCAGAAAGCACCCCUCCCCGCCCUUCCACUCCUGAUCUGUGACCCUCCAUGGGCAUCCUCAUAAGACCCAGGAGGAAUGCCCAGCCACCCACUGUGGGGGAUGGGCUGCUGCUUGCUCAGGGGUGUCCUGUGAGGUUUCCAAGAGUUCUGUGCGCCAGCAACCAAGUCAUGAGUUUGAAAGCCCCCUCUUCCCAGGACCCCCCCACCUAGCACUUAACCUGCUGUUGGCCCUUGCUUCCAGGCCCUCUUCUCCCUCCAAAGGGUCUGCUUUUGCCCCUGAGUUGAGAUCCCCCUUUCCUCAUUUGCCUUUUAUACCAUGUAUCUUGGAAGAAUAAA
This is a messenger RNA of Myotis daubentonii (Daubenton's bat), 1911 nucleotides long. It is a transcript of the gene EZHIP, whose product is annotated as EZH inhibitory protein. The transcript is spliced from 2 exons. The coding region runs from base 1 to 1617 and encodes 538 amino acids. The record is from RefSeq and is a predicted model, not a curated record. Gene Ontology annotation, cellular component: nucleus. Lineage: Eukaryota; Metazoa; Chordata; Mammalia; Chiroptera; Vespertilionidae.